This is a messenger RNA of Psilocybe cubensis, 492 nucleotides long. RefSeq lists its product as uncharacterized. The coding region runs from base 1 to 492 and encodes 163 amino acids. The transcript is spliced from 2 exons. NCBI's taxonomy places the organism in Eukaryota, Fungi, Basidiomycota, Agaricomycetes, Agaricales, Agrocybaceae. The record is from RefSeq and is a predicted model, not a curated record.
AUGUCCACCAUCGUCCGCAACGUCUUUUCUGGGUUGGUUUCCUUCGGCAACGGUGUCAAAUACCUAUUCGCGUCGGGGUGCGAGGUUGUAGAGUGGUUGUGCACGUACGGAGGGCCUGUUUUUGGGGCUGUAGCUCGCUAUAUCAACAAGCAUAGCGAUGCACUAGUUGUUCUGAGAAAUCGUAACGGGGGAAACUUGAUCACCGACGUGGAGGCUCAACACCCAUCCGCCACCGACGCCGAUUUCGAGGAAUUCAUCCGCGUUCGCCAGGAGAUUAAAAACCUCAAAAAACUUCUCGACAAUCGCAGCGCGCGUACUCGGCCUGGUACAUCGGAAGCGCACGAAAUUCAGCUGGACCGCUUCAAACUCGAGCGCAAGAAUGUUCUCAACGACAUCGCAAUCGAGGCCCAAAUACGUGCCACCUACCCUGCGCGAACCCUGUAUCUCGCAAUGUGCGAGACAUACGAUGUCCCUCCUGUCCGCACCAACUAG